Angiostrongylus costaricensis is the source of this 624-nucleotide messenger RNA. NCBI's taxonomy places the organism in Eukaryota, Metazoa, Nematoda, Chromadorea, Rhabditida, Metastrongylidae. The record is from the annotation of a GenBank genome assembly.
AUGUCAGCAACGGUGAUUAGUCACCCACCUUUCGAUCAAAAUGAUCGCAAAUACACGUGCCUAUGCUAUCAACUGCAUAUUCGCACCGGAUCCCGAGUUGUAGCCGUGCUCCUAAACGUAUUCACUGCUGUCAACAUACUCUUCAGCUUCACAAGAACAUCGACAGUAGCAAUGUAUACACUAAUGACCUCAGCUUUUGCUGUUGUAGUCUUUGGUAGUCUACUAUAUGGAGUUUAUAAGGAGAAACGACUGUACCUCAUACCGUAUCUUAUAUUCCAGAUAAUCUCGAUUGGAAUUACCACUGUAGUUCUUGUGGCAUUUAUUAUUGCAAUAGCAUUGAAUUCCAAAGUGGUAUUUGAUCUUGCGGGAGACCUCGGCAACAUCGACAUCCACCUUCCUCAAAAACAGUUGGACGCUGCUCUAGCAACUUUCACUGUUCUGUUUAUCUUAGCUUUGUGCAUAAGUGGACUUCUUCAGGCCUACUUUUUUGAGGUGAUCUACUCAUUCUAUGGAUUUCUCCGCGAUCGUGAAUGUUCAUUCAAUUUCAAUUUUGAAGCUACACCCACUACUCAAAUACCAGAUACAGCGUUUGGCUUAGGAUGUGCUGUUCCGCCACCUUAUUAA